CUGCGGCGUUUAGUCUACCCUUGACUACCUCUCAGAGCGGAGCAGCAUCAACGUGAUGUCAUAUCUAUUACUACUCCUGCUGGCUGCCCUUGGCCUGGCGGCGGCAGACGUCUUUGAGGAGUGCGAUGAGAGCAACCUCAACAACUUCAUUGCCUCAAACAAGAGCUGCACCCACUUCAUCUACUGCAGCGGCGAGGAUUCGUUCGAGGGCGAGUGCCCCGAGGAGAACGACUACUUCAAUGCGCAGCUGGCCAUGUGUGAGCCCAUGGAGGAGGUGGACUGCCGCACGGGCCUGCCCCUGCAGACCAACGAAGUGCAACAGAUCGCAGUCACUGAAUUGCCAGUCACGACAGUGACUGUGACCACAGCCUCCACUGCGCUCGAUGUGAGCUCGGAAACUGUGACAGCCGCUGCGCCAGCGUCCACAGCGGGGAGCAGUGCCAGCAGCCAGAAGGUCAUCACCGUGCUGGCCAGCGAAUGCCCACCGACCGACAACACCCACCAGAUCGUGCUGCUGGCCCACGACAAGUCCUGCACGGAGUACUUCAUUUGCUAUCACGGCAAGCCCCUGCCCAUGACCUGUGCCGCCAUGCUGCACUUCAAUGUGCACACGGCCAAGUGCGACAAGGCCGAGGUGGUCAACUGCAUGCGCUCCACGAUCAGCGUGCGCGAGCAGUGCAAGCAGCACACCGUCGACAUCUAUCCGCAUCCGGACAACUGCAACUACUUCUACUACUGCCGCAACGGCUUCCUGAUGCUGCAGCAGUGCCCCUUCUUCUAUGGCUGGGACUAUGAGAAGCGCUCCUGUGUGGCGAUCGCCCAGGCCAAGUGCUUUGGACACAAAUUGUUGAUGCUGUUGCUGCUUUCGUGUUUGACGGCCGCGAGAAGCCAUUGGAGCAUACGUAAACCCACCAAUUCCGUGAGCAUAAGGCAAAAUUCUUUGGGACUGUGCAGGAAUCAGGCGAGUGGCAGCUUUGUGGAGCAUCCGGAUGACUGUCGGCUGUUUUAUCUCUGCCAGGACAAUGGUGACGCUGUGCUCGCCUCGUGCCCGUCAAAUAUGUUCUACAAUAAGCUGAACAAAAUUUGCGAUACGGCCGCCAAUGCGGGAUGUCAGAAUAAGACGAACGAGGAUAUUGUCAUUCCUCCCACAAAUAAUGAGCAGAAUCUCAAUAGCAUGAUUACAGAUGCAGCCAAGUAUUGUGCUACCUUAACGCCGCAGGCGGGCAGUGAUCACAUCGUUUAUGUGGGCAGCUCGUCUAGUUGUAGUAACUAUUACAUCUGUUACUACGGACAGGCGAUUCUGCAGGAGUGCAGUGAGGAGUUGCAUUGGAAUGCCGUCACAGCCAAAUGUGAUCUGCCGGAGCGAGCGAAAUGUACUUUAGAAGUGAAUACACUGCCCGUGAGGCCACCAAGUGAUAUUACGAGUGAGCUAUUGCAUUGCCCUGCCUAUGGACAGCAUCUGUAUCCACAUAUGCAGCGCUGUGAAUUCUUCAUUUAUUGUGUCAAAGGUCAUGCUACGUUGCAGCAGUGCCCGUUUUACUACUUCUUCGAUGUGAUAACCAAAACCUGUCAAUGGUCGCGCACGGCGCUGUGUGUGCGAGAUUUAAAUUUUCCGCGCCAUUAGUUCAUAAGUAAAUCAAUAUCGAACGUAAAAGAGUGACCGUAUCGGCAGAAAUUAAUCGAUACUAAGUAUCUGUUCUGUAAAGUCGAUUAAUAUUGGUCGUGAUGUGAUGCCAUCCAAAAUACCAGAACAUUCGAUGAGACGGUCACACUGUUUUAACCUGACCACUGUUUAGACAAAGUUUUUGUUAAAAAGGAAAAAUGUUAAAUUGUGAAGCGAAGUAAAAUAAGAUACAGCAAAUAAAUGAAUAGUAAAAUCAAGAAGUAACAAGUUAAAUUAAAUCCGAUAAGCAUGGCUUAGAUAUGUACUUACAAAAACUCAGCACACAAGAUUUACGGCAAGCAACACAGUAAACAGAAACGAAGUAAUUUUAUUGAAUACAAAAAAAUCGCUACAAAGCCGAAUCAAAACUAUAAAAUAAAGUAGUUUACUUGGUAACAGCUGAAAAGCAUCAGCAGCUGGUGAGUGUAUGUGUAUGCGUGCGUGCCAGUGCGUGAGUGCGUGCUUGUGUGUGUUGCUAUAGUAUAAACAAUAUUAGAAGCCUAAAUAACAGCAACAACAGCUACAACAAACCCACACACUCGA
Molecule: messenger RNA, 2206 nt
Organism: Drosophila navojoa
Lineage: Eukaryota; Metazoa; Arthropoda; Insecta; Diptera; Drosophilidae
Cellular component (GO): extracellular region
Molecular function (GO): chitin binding
Source: RefSeq, a predicted model, not a curated record